AUGUCUUUCAUGUCCGACAACCUCGAACCCACGCUAUCCCAAGCAGAGAGAAUGCUGCCCAUCAAAAUCCCCCGCAGCCUGCGUGGCCGCGAUGACGAGAAAGAGAACGUCUCUUCCAAGUACUCCAAAGUCGUAAUAAACCUACCUGGCGUCGAAGGAACCACCAUCACCACUCGUAGAAAUACGUUCCAUCCUGCAGAAGCGUUUCUUACUCCUUUAAAACCGCUGGAGCGGCCCGCUGUGACUUCGCCCAGAGGCAAACGGCCAACUGAGUUUUAUCAGGUAAACAAUCUGAGUCUGACCAAGAGUCCAUUGCUUAGGCUCCAGAAAUUGCGGGAGCAGGCGCAGGAAAGAUUGAGAAAUGGGAGUUUCGGGCUGACAGAUACAUCGCCCUUGCGUAAUGUUGCACAUGUUAGUAGUAAUAGUAGAGACAGCGACAGUCUGGCCAGUGAGGACGUGGCUUUGAAUCGGAGCGUGACGUUCGCCGCUCAUGACGAUGUUCUUGAGAGCAGCCCAUCGAAGAAGGUGGAUAUUUUGAGUGAGACUACCAUAGGUGCUCGUGUUUCGCAGGGGGCCUCAUAUAGCAGUCCUCAAGUAGAUAGAAGCAACAAUGGAACUACCGAACCAAUCGCUGAAGCCAACUUUUCUCGCACGUAUGUGCAAGAGCUCCAGGAAGUUCAUCGCGACAGGCUUCAAGAGCUCGAGGACAAGAUAGCAUCGAAGACCAAGGAGAUCAAGCACCUCAACACUCAGAUCUAUGGCAUGAGACAGAAUCUAGCAGAUCUUCAGGAUAAAAACUUGCAGCAAAACAAUAAUCUAGAAUUGAGUCGGGAUCAGAAGAGCAUGCUUGAAGAGGAGUUGAGGUCGAGAAAUGAAAUGAUUGUGGUUCUAAACCGCGACCUUGCCCAACAAAAGUCGAUGAGCACGGAAUCUCAGGUGAGAAUCAAGCAGAUAAAAAUGGAAAUGGAAGAGAAUGUAAAAGAUGCUGAUCAUUUGCGGCAGGAGGUGCGCCUGCUCGAGGAAACGAGAGACGUGCUUGAACGACUAACCGAUGAGCAAAAGAAGAGUCUAGAGGAAUCAAGGGCGCUCAUAGAUGCAUUGCAAGAGGAGAAGUUAGACCUUUUGAAAACGCUCGAAGACUCUGAGGCAUCCGCCCGCUCGUUGCAACGUGACCUAGAUAUCAUGAAAACGGAUUUGGCUGAACUUCGUGACGAAAACGUUCAGCUGAAACAAACGAUUGAAGAAAAGGAACUUGCACAGAGAUCCUCAAAUGAGAAGCUACAAGAACUCAUGAAGGAAACAGAGACUAUACACGAGGAGAUGGCAACCUUUGAAAAAGAGUACAAGCAAUUGGAAUUACAGCUUCUGGAUAAAACUGCCGCCAUUGAGUCUUUGGAGGCCGAGAACAGGGAAUUUUCCCUUGCAUUGGAAGAGUCGAAAAAAAGUCAUGAUCAACUUCAAAGGGAAGUCUCUCAAUUGCAAUCUGAUCAAUAUGCCCUUACGCAAGACAAAGCUGCAUUGGAGGAACAGAUAAGUGCCUUGAAGAGUCAGCAUUUAGAAAAGGAUGAAAUUAUCAGUGGCGAUACAAACAAAAUGGGUCAGCUUGUUCUGGAAAUCGAACAACUUAAGAAAGACUUGGCUUCCAAAGCAAGGCAACAAGAUGAAUCUGCUUCAAAUUACGAUGCUCAGCAGCAUAUCACCAGUCUUCAGCAACAAAUAGCAAGCGCUCAAGAGAAAACAGACGAGCGCAUUCAAGAGGUUGCUGAACAGUUGUACCACCAGUACUCCAAGAAGCAUGAAGUCAAAGUAGGCCAAUUGAAGAAGAAGUUCGAAAUCAGGUUGGAGGAAAACAGAGCAGAGCUUGAAGCGCAAAAAAGAAAAAUUGAAACUUUGGAGAGACUCCUUCUGGCCGAAACGAAGGACAAGAAUCACCUCCUCAUGCUUCUAGAAGACAGGGAUCUGCUGCGAUUGCGCUAA
Messenger RNA from Australozyma saopauloensis, 1977 nucleotides. RefSeq lists its product as uncharacterized. The record is from RefSeq and is a predicted model, not a curated record. The transcript has a single exon. Bases 1 to 1977 code for a protein of 658 amino acids. NCBI's taxonomy places the organism in Eukaryota, Fungi, Ascomycota, Pichiomycetes, Serinales, Metschnikowiaceae.